AUGUUGGUGACAUUCAAGACAGUCUCUCAAGUGACCUUUCGUAUGGAUGUGAAUGAGAAACAAUCGAUUGGUGAACUGAAAAAAAAAAUUUCUAUCGAGCAAGGCGAAAAUGAUUAUCCAGUUGAAAAUCUGAAACUGAUCUACAAUGGAAAAGUCCUAGAUGAUGAGCAAAUUUUGGAAGAUGUUAAGGUCGAUCCGGCAAAAUUUGUUGUUGUCAUGGUUUCAAGGAAAAAGCCGUUAACUGCUGCUGUUGCUACUGCUAGCUCAGAAACAACGGGUAUGAGGUCUGAGCCAUCUCAAGCUGAAGGGCCAAUUCAUACAACAGCUGAAACCACAACUACUACCACAGCAUCGAGUAUUUUAUCUACUGGGUCUACUGCUCGUGCCUUGACUUUAACUCCAGAACAAGAACAAACGGUUGAAGCGAUAAUUGCAAUGGGUUAUUCUCGAGAUAAAGUGAUUCGAGCUUUACGAGCAUCUUUUUUUAACGGGGACCGAGCAGUAGAAUAUCUGUGUUCUUCAAUACCAGAUGAAGAGGAUUUGGGGCUUGAGAGUGAAACGAUUGAUUCAACAGAAAAUUCAUCCGUAACUAGUCAGACGCUUGAAUUUUUGCGUCAAAUUCCUCAAUUUGAACACCUUCGAGAAAUUAUCCAGUCUGAUCCUUCUGUAUUACCGCAAGUCAUUGAACAGAUUGCACAAAGCAAUCCCAGUUUAAUGGAAGCUAUUCAAAAUAAUCAGGAAGAAUUUAUCAAUCUGCUUAACGCACCAGCGGUGCUCUCAGCAGCUGGUCAGGCUGAUAGCAGAUCUGAGGAAGGUUUAAAUCGGAAUUAUUUUGGCAUCGAAAUUACUCGCUCAGAGCAAGAUGCGAUCAAUCGAUUGAAAGCAAUGGGUUUCCCCGAGCAAUUAGUUAUUGAGGCUUAUUUCUCGUGCGAUAAAAACGAGGAUCUCGCUGUUAAUUAUAUACUUCAACGGAUGGAAGAAGCAGCUGAUGAACUAAAUGCAGCACUCGAUAAUUCCGAAAGCGGUGGGCAAUAG
Dracunculus medinensis (Guinea worm) is the source of this 1035-nucleotide messenger RNA. The record is from the annotation of a GenBank genome assembly. NCBI's taxonomy places the organism in Eukaryota, Metazoa, Nematoda, Chromadorea, Rhabditida, Dracunculidae.